This is a messenger RNA of Symbiodinium pilosum, 579 nucleotides long. The record is from the annotation of a GenBank genome assembly. NCBI's taxonomy places the organism in Eukaryota, Dinophyceae, Suessiales, Symbiodiniaceae.
AUGGGUCAGACCGCAAUUCAGUCUAUCCCGUUUGCCAGCUCCGAGCUUUCAGGCUCAAGCUCCAGCAGGGGAAUGCCACCGGGAGUGCGUCUGGAGGACUUCGAGGUCAGAAGCAUCCUGUUUGCAGAGAAGGCAGUUCUGGCUUGCCCGUUGCCAGGAAAGGCUUGGAUCGAGCUGGGUCGCUGGAACCCAAUUUCUUUGGCACUGCUUGCACCUGCUUGGUCUUACCAGAUCUCUGGUACAGCGGACCACUGGUGGUUUGUUGCCAGGAGCACCAACCACAUGUAUUACUACGCCGCCCAGUUCUGUGUUGACCAGACUGGGAAAAACCAUAUCACAGGCCUGGCUUACCUGGGCAUGUGGGCCGCGAUUGCCUGCGGGCUCCAGUACCCGGAGGCCAAGUGGUGGUUCGCUCGAGAAUGGAUGCCCUGCCAACACCCUCGCAAAAAGCGAGAUCUUGACAGGUUGUUGCUGAGAAACCCGUCGGCCGUGCACCCAUACUCGUGGAUUGACAACAACUGUCAGCACUUUGCACUCAAUUUGUACGCCGCAACCUCAGUUGCAGACUGCAGAUGGUAA